Molecule: messenger RNA, 1635 nt
Organism: Zea mays
Lineage: Eukaryota; Viridiplantae; Streptophyta; Magnoliopsida; Poales; Poaceae
Exons: 7
Coding region: 115-744 (209 amino acids)
Source: RefSeq, a predicted model, not a curated record
UAUAAAACCAACCGCUCUACCUGGUCUUCCGCGAUGGCUGAGAUUAGGGUUUCAGUGGCGGCAGUUGCACGACACGAGCGAGCACGGCGGACAAGCGUCCCAUAGACGAGAUCCAUGGUGGAGCACCGAAAGAGCGUCUCCUCCAUGCCGGAGGCUGAGAACGCACGGCCAACGCGGUGGUGGCUGGCAGCGAAGCCCAAGGCGUCGGACCCGCUCGCCCGUAGCCUUGACUGCAGCCUCGACCGCACGGACUCCAUCCUCACCACCGUCCACCUCCUCCUCCACUCUAUGGCCUUCGACUCCACGACAUCUCUCUCGCUAUCUGACCCAGCCGCUGCAGCCGCUCCAGACCUGUACAUGUCCUCUGACACCGACAUCGUCUCUUCUGGUAGCAACUCGGGUGCCAGUGAUCCGCCGCGCCGGGUCAUCAGCGUGUCGGCAAGGUUCUGCCAAAAAACCAACAGCCGCCUGCGCCGGAUUCUAGAGCCCAGACUACCACUACUGUUGUCUAGCAGAAGGUCGUUUUCAGACAGCCCAAUGUCACCCAGGCUGCCAGGUCGGUCCCCAUCUCCAUGUCGUGAAAGCAGGGGCGGCGAUAGUCCAUCGAGAGGGCGCAGUUGGGAGGCAUCGCCAAAUGGGCAUAUGGUGCAGGCUCUAGCAAACGCGCCAUCUAUCAUCAAUUUUGCAGCAGAGGUGAGAAGGGAGAAAAAGGGGAAAACAGAAUCGAGGAGGCACACAUAUUGAGGCUACUGGAUAAUCGGUAUUUGCAGUGGCGAUGCAUCAAUGCUCAGACGGAUGCGACGCUUCUGGUGCAGAGCUUCACUGCUGAGGGACUGAUUGUGGCCUCACGUGAAGAGACUCUCCAGUCAUUUAAGAAGCGAUAUGCACAUGAGCAUGAACCUGUCAAAGAUCUUUUAGGUGCUGUUAAGGCUAUCAGACCAACUGCACUGAUAGGAUCAGCUGGUGUAGGUCAAAGUUUCACUAAAGAGGUGAUUGAGGCUAUGUCUUCGAUUAAUGAGGUAACCCCGGAGCAUAUUGAGAAAGGCCUGACCUACCCGCCCUUCUCCAUCAUCAGGAAGAUUUCAGCUAACAUAGUUGAAUGGCUACCCAUCUCCCUCGACCAAAAGACCCGGUGAAGUACGCUGAGAGCUGCAUGUACAACCCCGUCUACCGAUCGUACAGUUAUACGAUCAAGUGACUGGUGAUGUGAUUUGCCAUGGUGAGAAAACUUCUUACAAGAUGGGCGCAAGAGCUAUCCUAGUGGCCAUUCGCGGAGUAGGGAAGGCACUGUCGAUCUCUUCUUGAAGUCAGUUGAGUAUUUGGACUGUGCAUUUCAUCAUGUACUCAUACAUAUACCACCUCAAAGACGCCUUAUUAAUUCUGUUUUUUUAUUGCGUUAAUUUGGAGCACUGAACAUAGAAGUUCAGCGUAGAAGUUCCGUGGUAACAAUGAUGAUGACUACGUAUUCUUUUAUUAAAGCCUUGCCAAAAGAAGAUGUCCUUCUCAUAGUUGAGUACAAGAAUAAUUAUCUCUUGUAUCUUAUUGUAAAAUCUGAAACAUUUGUUCUGUAGAUGGUUAGCUUGCAUUUUAUGCUAUAAUUACCUCAAAUCAUGUGUUGCCAUUUUCACCAAUUUA